AUGGGUAACGAUGCACAUUUUAUCGACGUUGAUGAUUUACCGUUUCGUUUGAUUGAUAUUCCAAUUGGCACAGCACCACCACCACCAACUCCACCUAUUCGAAGAUCACAUAAACGUCGUGCUCCACCAGUUCCUCCACCACGUAUUGAUGGAUAUGAUGCACCUCCUUCUCUUUCUCCUCCACCAAUAAUUCCUAAACGAUCCGAUAUUCCAUCAUCACCAGCACCACCACCGAUUCCUCCACGAUUUGAUCUUGGUCGAGAAGAUCCUUUUAUAUAUUAUAUUCCGAAGAAAACUCAUUAUCAUAGUAAAAAGUUUCGCAAAUCAAAACUCGCAUGUUGUGUUGUUUCCUAA
This is a messenger RNA of Adineta ricciae, 354 nucleotides long. Lineage: Eukaryota; Metazoa; Rotifera; Eurotatoria; Adinetida; Adinetidae. The record is from the annotation of a GenBank genome assembly.